Molecule: messenger RNA, 5755 nt
Organism: Microtus ochrogaster (prairie vole)
Lineage: Eukaryota; Metazoa; Chordata; Mammalia; Rodentia; Cricetidae
Gene: Als2
Product: ALS2, alsin Rho guanine nucleotide exchange factor
Exons: 33
Coding region: 941-5755 (1604 amino acids)
Biological process (GO): regulation of GTPase activity; endosomal transport
Cellular component (GO): dendrite; centrosome; intracellular membrane-bounded organelle
Molecular function (GO): small GTPase binding; guanyl-nucleotide exchange factor activity
Source: RefSeq, a predicted model, not a curated record
CACCUGAGCAUAUCUCUUGCCUUUUAUUAUUUAAACCUCGUGGUGGGGUGGGGUGGGGAGGGGACUCAGUCACUGGACUGAGCCCUUUGUUCUUCCUAAUGUAGUCAGGUUGGAGGAACCAGUUGGGGCCCUGUAUGCAGGACUUUAGAUUCGGAGUAUGUAUCUAUCUUAAAUGGAGUAAGUGUCAGUUUGUAGGUCCAGCGCUGCACACUGCCUGUCAGCAGAGUUCGCUCUUGCUAUGUUCCCGGGUAAUGUUCCAGGGAGAGCUGACUGAUGCAGAGUCCUGGACAAGCGCGGAUUGCUGCGGAACUGUGAGGCAUGAAAAACCAUCUCAACGUUGUAUAUUAUAGAGGAGCCCCGAGGGAAUCGUGACGGAGGACAAUUCAUCGCUUCCCGCCUUGAUCUACCCUUUGGGGUGGACGCGCGGCACACGCACACUCGUGAAGAAGACAUGACGUCAUGCGGGGGAGGGGAAGCGAUCUUCGUUAGGGGGCGGUGAAUAAACGAAGCUUGAAGACAGUUCGUGUUUUCAAUUUUUUGUUAUUUUUCUUGAGACAGGGUCUCGCCUAGCUCAGGCUGGCUGUGCGGCUGGCCUCGAAUUUCUGAUCCUGCUGAUCUCUGCCUCACAAGUGCUGGGCUUGCAGACGUGUGCAGUCAUGCUCCACGAGUCGCUGCUGCGUCCCAAGCAAUCUUGAUUCCUGCCGGACGCCGUCACCCGCUCCCAUUGGCUCCACCCACUCCGCGGGCCCGCCUCCUCUAGCUCCGCCCCUGCUCGGAGGCCCCGCCCCCGUGAAUCAGCUGAUCCGGCGUCCCCUCGCGGUGCGGUCCGGAGUCGCGCCUGGCGGGCGGGAGGGCGAGAGCGCGGAGCUGAGGCAGCGUCAGGUCUUGAUAGAACUUCUGCGGCGGGAAUGAUUUGGUAAUGGAGUAUUCCUCCUGACCGAUGGACUCGAAGAAGAAAAGCUCAGCAGAGGCAGAAGGAUCCAAAGAAAGAGGCCUGGUCCACGUCUGGCAGGCAGGAUCCUUUUCUCUAACACCGGAGAGGUUGCCAGGCUGGGGAGGAAAGACAGUUCUUCAGGCAGCCCUGGGUGUGAAACACGGAGUUCUUCUGACUGAAGAUGGUGAGGUCUACAGCUUUGGGACCCUGCCCUGGAAAAGCGAGUCAGCGGAAGUCUGUCCAAGCAGCCCCCUUCUAGAGAGUGCCCUGGUUGGGCAUCAUGUUGUCACGGUGGCCACGGGGAGCUUCCACAGCGGAGCGGUGACAGAAAGCGGGGCGGUGUACAUGUGGGGGGAGAACGCCGCUGGCCAGUGUGCAGUAGCCAACCAGCAGUAUGUGCCAGAACCGAGUUCCGUCAGCAUUUCUGACUCAGAGACCAGCCCCGUGUUAGCCGUGAGGAUUCUGCAGUUGGCCUGUGGCGAGGAGCACACCCUGGCCUUGUCAAUCAGCAGAGAGAUCUGGGCAUGGGGCACCGGCUGUCAGCUGGGUCUCAUCACCACCACCUUCCCAGUGACAAAGCCCCAGAAGGUGGAACACCUUGCCGGGCGCGUGGUGCUCCAGGUGGCCUGUGGCGCGUUCCACAGCCUGGCACUGGUGCAGUGCCUCCCUCCCCAGGAUCUGAAGCCCGUCCCGGAGAGAUGCAACCAGUGCAGCCAGCUGCUCAUCACCAUGACGGACAAAGAGGACCAUGUGAUCAUAUCAGACAGUCACUGCUGCCCCUUAGGAGUGACCCUGUCUGAGUCCCAAACAGAAAACCACGCCAGCACUGCCGCCAGCCCUCAGACGGACGCACUGGACGGUCCGGGAGAGGUGUUUGACAAUGCUUUGGUAGAAACUGAACUGAACGUGGGAAACGUUGAGGCCACAAAUGGCAGUGCCGUUUCCUCUCAGCAGAACGUGGCCGGGACAGCCGAAGUGUCUUCAGCCAGAACGGCUCCCUCUUACCCCGACACCCAGGCAGCAACUGCGUACCUGCAGAAGCUGUCAGAGCAGGAAGAAAAGCCACCUCAGGUCCAGCCUCCUGUAGAGGAAACUGGCCCUGACCUUCACAGUCCGCCAACCACAAGCACCUCAGCCCUCAACAGCCUGGUGGUCUCCUGUGCGUCUGCUGUCGGUGUGAGAGUGGCCGCCACAUACGAGGCUGGGGCCUUGUCUCUCAAGAAAGUCAUGAACUUUUACAGUGCUGCCCCCGGGGAGACGGGAGCCCAGUUGGGCAGCGCUCCCACAGGCCCAGAAAGCCUGAAAGAUCUCAGAGAAGAGCAGGUGAAACAGGAGUCAAUGCAAGGGAAGAAAAGCUCCAGUCUGGUGGACAUCAGAGAGGAAGAGGCGGAGGGAGGGAGCCGAAGACUCUCCCUCCCAGGACUGCUGUCGCAAGUUUCCCCCAGGCUCUUAAGGAAAGCUGCAAGGGUGAAGACCAGGACAGUGGUCCUGACUCCCACAUACAGUGGAGAAGCCGACGCCCUCCUGCCGUCCCUGAGAACAGAGGUGUGGACCUGGGGGAAAGGCAAGGAAGGGCAGCUGGGGCACGGUGACGUUCUGCCUAGGCUUCAGCCGCUGUGUGUCAAGUGUCUGGAUGGUAAAGAGGUGAUCCACCUGGAGGCAGGUGGCUCCCACUCCCUUGCACUUACCGCGAAGUCUCAGGUCUACUCGUGGGGCAGUAACACCUUCGGUCAGCUCGGGCAUUCUGACUUCCCAACCACAGUCCCUCGGCUUGCAAAGGUUAGCAGUGAAAACAGAGUCUGGAGUGUAGCCGCAGGCCAGGAUUAUUCCUUGUUUCUGGUGGACACCAAAGACUUCCAGCCUGGGCUGUAUUACAGUGGCCGACAGGACCCUGCAGAAGGUGACACCCUUCCGGAGAAUCCCGGUGGUACCAAGACUCCAGUCCUUCUGUCCUGUAACAAGCUUGGGUAUAUAAGCAGAGUAACAGCAGGAAAAGAUAGUUAUCUCGCCCUGGUGGACAAGAACAUCAUGGGAUAUAUCGCCAGUCUCCAUGAAUUGGCUACUACGGAAAGACGGUUUUACUCAAAACUAAGUGACAUCAAGUCUCAGAUACUUAGGCCUCUUCUCAGUUUAGAAAAUUUGGGCACUGUGACCACUGUCCAGCUGUUGCAGGAAGUCGCAAGUCGGUUCAGCAAGCUGUGUUACCUCAUCGGGCAGCACGGAGCCUCGCUUAGCAGCUUCCUGCAGGGCGUGAAGGAAGCCAGGAGCCUGGUCCUCAUGAAGCACUCGAGUCUUUUCUUGGACAGUUACACAGAGUACUGCACAUCAGUCUCAAACUUCCUGGUGAUGGGAGGAUUCCAGCUCCUCGCGAAGCCUGCCAUUGAUUUCCUAAAUAAAAACCAAGAACUCUUACAAGAUUUGUCGGAAGUGAAUGAUGAGAACACCCAGUUGAUGGAAAUACUGAACACACUGUUUUUCUUGCCAGUCAGGCGACUUCAUAAUUACGCCAAGGUUUUGCUGAAGCUCGCCACCUGCUUUGAAGUGGCAUCUCCAGAAUAUCAGAUGCUGCAGGAUUCCAGUUCUUGUUAUGAAUCUCUUGCUCUCCAUCUCGGCAGGAAGAGGAAGGAAGCAGAGUACACGCUGGGCUUCUGGAAGACCUUUCCCGGGAAAAUGACGGACUCCCUGCGGAAGCCGGAGCGCCGACUUCUGUGUGAGAGCAGUAACCGGGCGCUGUCGCUGCAGCAUGCGGGCAGGUUCUCCGUGAACUGGUUCAUCCUCUUCAACGACGCCCUGGUCCACGCUCAGUUCUCCACGCAUCACGUGUUCCCUUUGGCCACACUGUGGGCAGAGCCACUUUCCGAAGAAGCUGGUAGCGUGAAUGGCUUGAAGAUAACCACACCUGAAGAACAGUUCACACUCAUCUCCUCCACACCCCAGGAAAAGACCAAGUGGCUUCGGGCUAUCAGCCAAGCCGUGGAUCAGGCUUUGAGGGGGACAUCCGAUUUCCCACCCUAUGGAAGCGGCAGCAGUGUUCAGAGACAGGAACCACCCAUCUCAAGAAGCGCCAAGUACACUUUCUACAAGGAUCCUCGCCUGAAGGAUGCCACUUACGACGGGCGCUGGCUUUCGGGGAAGCCUCACGGCAGGGGUGUUUUGAAGUGGCCGGAUGGGAAGGUAUAUUCUGGCAUGUUCAGGAAUGGCCUGGAAGAUGGAUAUGGUGAAUACAGAAUCCCAAACAAGGCCCUGAACAAAGAAGACCAUUAUGUGGGCCACUGGAAAGAAGGGAAAAUGUGUGGCCAAGGGGUCUACAGCUACGCCUCCGGUGAAGUGUUUGAAGGCUGCUUUCAGGAUAACAUGCGCCACGGCCACGGUCUCCUCCGCAGUGGAAAACUGACUUCUUCUUCUCCUAGCAUGUUCAUUGGCCAGUGGGUGAUGGAUAAGAAGGCAGGAUAUGGCGUCUUUGAUGACAUCACCAGGGGAGAGAAGUACAUGGGGAUGUGGCAAGAUGAUGUGUGCCAAGGAAAUGGAGUGGUAGUAACCCAGUUUGGGUUGUAUUACGAAGGCAACUUCCACCUGAAUAAGAUGGCGGGAAAUGGAGUUUUGCUUUCAGAAGAUGACACUAUCUACGAAGGAGAAUUUUCCGACGACUGGACCCUCAGUGGAAAGGGAACACUGACCAUGCCAAACGGAGACUACAUUGAAGGUUAUUUUAAUGGGGAGUGGGGGUCUGGGAUAAAGAUCACCGGAACCUACUUCAAACCUAGCCUGUAUGAGAGUGAUAAAGACAAGCCCAAAGCCUUGAAGCUGGGAAACCUGGCGGUGGCCGCGGAUGAGAAGUGGAGAGCCGUGUUCGAUGAGUGCUGGCGCCAGCUGGGCUGUGAGAGCCCAGGCCAAGGGGAGGUGUGGAAGGCGUGGGAUAACAUUGCCGUAGCCCUGACCACCAGUCGCCGGCAGCACAGGGACAGUCCGGAAAUCCUAAGCCGUUCACAGACUCAGACGCUAGAGAGUCUGGAGUACAUUCCUCAACAUGUUGGCGCCUUCUCUGUGGAGAAAUACGACGACAUCAGAAAGUAUUUAAUCAAGGCCUGUGACACCCCUCUGCAUCCACUGGGCAGGCUCGUGGAGACCCUGGUGGCCGUGUACAGAAUGACGUACGUGGGCGUGGGGGCCAACCGCCGGUUACUGCAGGAAGCUGUGAAGGAGAUCAAGUCCUAUCUCAAGCGCAUCUUCCAGCUUGUGAGGUUCUUAUUUCCUGAGCUUCCUGAAGAGGGCAGCACAAUCCCUCUGUCUGCUCCUCUGCCCACUGGAAGGAGGUCCUUCUGCACUGGGAAGUCAGAUUCCGGAUCCGAGUCCCCAGAGCCAGGGUAUGUGGUAACGAGUUCCGGCUUGCUGCUCCCUGUGCUGCUGCCUCGCCUCUACCCCCCUCUCUUCAUGCUCUACGCCCUGGACAAUGACCGAGAGGAGGACAUUUACUGGGAGUGUGUGCUCCGACUGAACAAGCAACCGGACCUCCCUCUCCUGGGCUUCCUCGGGGUGCAGAGGAAAUUUUGGCCAGCAACCUUGUCAAUCCUCGGGGAGAGCAAAAAGGUUUUGCCCACCACAAAGGAUGCUUGUUUUGCCUCUGCCGUGGAAUGCCUCCAGCAGAUCAGCACAACAUUUACUCCGUCAGACAAGCUCAAGGUCAUUCAGCAGACCUUCGAGGAGAUCUCCCAGAGUGUCCUGGCCUCCCUGCAGGAGGACUUCCUGUGGUCCAUGGAUGACUUGUUCCCCGUCUUCUUGUAUGUGGUGCUACGGGCCAGGUAUGCAGGCUUUUCUAUGUAG